Penicillium arizonense is the source of this 1587-nucleotide messenger RNA. Its product is annotated as Zn(II)2Cys6 transcription factor. The coding region runs from base 1 to 1587 and encodes 528 amino acids. Gene Ontology annotation, biological process: regulation of DNA-templated transcription; DNA-templated transcription. The record is from RefSeq and is a predicted model, not a curated record. Gene Ontology annotation, molecular function: DNA-binding transcription factor activity, RNA polymerase II-specific; DNA binding; zinc ion binding. The transcript has 6 exons. Lineage: Eukaryota; Fungi; Ascomycota; Eurotiomycetes; Eurotiales; Aspergillaceae. Gene Ontology annotation, cellular component: nucleus.
AUGUCAACGAACGGCCCCCGUCCCGCAAAGCGUGCCCGUCAGGCUUGCGAUCCAUGUCGACGGAAAAAGUCGCGAUGUCCUGGCGAAAAGCCUGUUUGCUCAUAUUGUGAACGACUAAAGCAGCAAUGUGUCUAUUCACAGAGUGAACUUGCAGAGCCAGAAUCUGCCGCUGAAAUGGCUAAGCGUCUGGAGAGUGUCGAAGACAAACUGGAGGAGUUGAUAAGUAGUCUAGGACCAAGACAAGAGUUGAGUCCAGUUACAAUGGACUUCAAUUUGAUGUCACACGCCACAGAUACUCCAAGUCUUGAGGAACAAAAUUCUCUCAUGAGAGCUGCGCGGCUGUACCUGGCUUUCUGCAACUACCAGCCCCUUCCGCUAUUCAGUUCUGGCGACUUUCUUGAAAACUUCAUGUCGAGAGACACAAGUCUUAUUUGUGUGGUUCAGGCUAUUGCUCUUCGCUUUGAUGCUGUAUCCGAAAGCAGUGAUUCGCACUUACAGAAGUUGGUGGGAAGAGCACGGUCUUUGGUUAUGAAUCAAAUCACCAACGGAGUCUUAGAAGUCUCUUCCCUACAAACUCUUUGUCUCUUGGCUCUGUUUGAGUUCUCCUCUGGCAAUACUACCCAGGCCGGACUGACUAUCAGCAUGGCAUCAUACCUAGCUCAGAGCAUCACCACUCGUGGCCAGGUUCUAAACGACAUACAAGAAGAGCCAGACGAAAGAAUUCGCUGCUUAUGGAGCAUCUACUUUCUCAAAAAUCUUCAAGGCGAUGGCAUUCAAACAAAUAUGCUGAUGGCCGGGACCCGCACACCUUUUGACACCGGUUCGGGGAUCUCUCAUACAUAUAACGCCCCGGCCAUUCCCCAAUACCCCAGCUCAAACCCGAGAGAAGAUGUGGGGCUGGUAUAUUAUAGCAUUCAAAUCAGUGAAUUAUGGGGCGCCGCUAUGAACUAUGCAGCUACUCGUGUGGACCACACUUCGCCCGCACCCUGGUUCCCCCACUCCGACUACUCAAUCAUUACAUACCGACACACGGAGUUUGAUGCCCGGGUCCCUCUUAGACACCGAUAUCAUGCCAACAGGUUCCAAAGUCAUACCCUGGAGGAGCUUGAUCAACGCCGUGACUUUUGGACGCAGAAACUACAAAGUCUGCGAGAGAGUAUCGCGACAAAUCCAGGCCGUCAGACAUGGUCUAUCAAUUCACGUCUCCUAUGGGAGGUGCUUGUUUACGAUCAUGCAAGCAGAUCCCCCGCUUCAAAUAACAUUUCCCGAAAUUCAUUCUCCGAUCAUGACGUUAGGCAACAAUAUUCAGGGAUGACCAGUUCAGAUAUUGACUUCCAACUCCUUGGGUCAGCUGGAAUAUCGGGCCACAAGACUGUCGUCAAGGAGGUUGCCGACGGGCCACCCGAAUCGGUUUCCACUCCUCCAACUGAAUUCACCCAUGAGAGGGGUACUCAUACCACCUUGUUCAUGAAGCCUUCUGGGAUGAUGGGAGACAUGAUGGGAGAAAUCAUCAAUGAAAAUUUAUUUGUAGAGCCGGAGAAUUAUGGGAGAGCAAUUGAGGAUUGGUGGAACAUGCCAUCUUUAUGA